Messenger RNA from Pelagomonas calceolata, 1253 nucleotides. The record is from the annotation of a GenBank genome assembly. NCBI's taxonomy places the organism in Eukaryota, Pelagophyceae, Pelagomonadales, Pelagomonadaceae.
GCGCCGCGGCCUUUGCGGGAAUAGCCUCGUAUACUCGCGCAAAACCGGCACGCAUUGCGUGACGGGCAAUAACUGAUCGCGCUGCUGUAGCUGCGGCAUCGUGCGACGCGUAGAAGCAGUGAUUGCUGGCCUGCAGGGCAAGCACGCCAUCGACGCGGCAUAAAUAAUGGUCCCAAGAGCAGCAUGCCUCGUCGUCGCGGCCGCGUACGCCUUCGACACGCUCCCAGGCCAAGAACUCACGACGGAGGAAGCGAUGCGAUUAGUAGGAGACAGAAAAGCCUGGCGCGCCAUCUUCUCUGACAACUAUCCGGAGCUCGUCGCCGAAGGCUUUGCGUGGCCGGAGGGGCCGACGUGGCUCGAGGACGAGAAAGCGCUCAUUUUCAGCGACACGAUCACGGGCAAACUGCACAUCUGGAAAGGCGGCGCGGUAACGUUACUCAAAGAGCACGCGGGCGGCUGCGCCGUGGACGUUGCUGGUGGAUGUGAUACUGAGCAGCUUGAGCCGGGGAGCAACGGCAUGGCUAGAGUUGGCGACAGAAUAGCCGUCUGCCAGCACGGCGCGAGAAGGCUGGCGUUCCUGGAUCUCGCUUCCAUGAAAGAGGAACUCAUUGUAGAGAGACACGGGCGCGCGCGGCUGAACGGUCCGAACGACGUCGUCGCGACACCAGACGCGCUCUACUUCACGGACCCCUACUACGCUUUAUUGGAGAAGCGCCGGCCGGCGGACGCUCAAUACGCGGACGACAAGUCGGAGUUGGGAUUUGCGGGCGUUUAUAGGUACGACCUGCGGACGAAGGACCUGGAGGUGCUCGAUAGUUCUUUGAUGAGGCCGAACGGCAUCGGUAUCGUGAACGGCUCGCACCUCGUCGUGAGCGACUGCUGCCAGGGCCACUCAACUGACUGCCCGGCGGGCGAAGCACGGUGGCUGGUCUGGCCCUUCCGCGGCGACGGCUACCUGCGACGAGGUGCACAAGUGAAGAUCGUGCACAGGGACUUUGUCAAAAAAGGCUGCUCGGAUGGUCUCGCGUUCCACGAGGCCUCGCAGACGCUGGUGGCGUCGUGCCCGGGCGGCGUUUGUCUGGUCGAUUUGGACGCGGGAGAUGUCGUGGCCAAAAUGCACCUGGGGCGGUCGGUGUCGAAUGUGGCCUUCGGCGGCGGCUUCGCGUGGAUCACGGCGGACAAGUCGCUGUGGCGUGUCGAGUUGCGCGAAGAACGGCGGGAUAGGAGGCGUAGGGAGCUCUAGUAUUCACAGU